This is a messenger RNA of Anopheles stephensi (Asian malaria mosquito), 1138 nucleotides long. RefSeq lists its product as uncharacterized. Bases 66 to 1046 code for a protein of 326 amino acids. The record is from RefSeq and is a predicted model, not a curated record. Gene Ontology annotation, molecular function: transcription coactivator activity; protein heterodimerization activity. Gene Ontology annotation, biological process: transcription by RNA polymerase II. Lineage: Eukaryota; Metazoa; Arthropoda; Insecta; Diptera; Culicidae. The transcript has 2 exons.
CAAGCCCCAUUCAGUAUUCCGGUAUAAACAACAACAAAAACCACUAAACCGCACCACACAGAACGAUGUCCAACUUACGCGAUAUUUCAUCGAAAAAAUCAUCCCGCCCUACCAUCAAUGUGGCCAUCCACCCCAGCUCAGGCACACCAGCCACCGGUUCGGGUGGUUCCGCGGACGGUGCCGACCACAAAUCCAUCUUCUUCAACGAAAUUUCCCAAAUAAUGCGCGGCUACGGUGAUUGUGAGAAACCGCUGCGGGAAUCGGUCCUGCUGGUGGAAAAGAUUGUGCUACAGCAGCUGCGCGGCAUCAUGCAGGAAGCGAUCGAUCACGCUAUGUCACGGCCAAACUCACCCACCCUAUCGAGACGUGAUUUUGAGUACAUUAUGCGCAAGAAUCAGAUUCGUGUAGCACGGCUGCAAAAAUACUUUCGCGAUAUGGCACUGAUGAAAAAGCGUCUGAAGGAUCUCUGCGGCGGGCGCUAUCCGCACCUGAAUCUCAGCGCCUGUUCCGAAACGUCGGACGAUGAUUCCGAUCGGGAAGCGCCGGAAAAGUAUGACGAGGAAAAGGUACGCCGCCUGUUCCGUGCGGACCGUAUUUCACAGAUCCUUACCGGUAAGCAGUACGACGAUUAUAUUGCGGCUCGCCGGGCGUCUUUCAUGCAUCGGAACACGGAAGUGAUGAAGAGCAAGAUGCGGCUGUGGUUAAACAUUCCGGAGGACGUAAAUAUAACGCCGAGCUGUCUGCUCACGUUGGCCUAUCUGGCGCACGAAACGAUCGCGGUGCUGGUGGACUUUUGCAUUCUUACCCGGCUGAACAGUUCCAAUCGAAGCGUUGAUCCGUACAGCAGGGUUACUCCUUCCGGCAAAUCUUACAACAUGCUUCACACCUGCCCGGAAGUUUAUCAAGGCCGUGGGCUGGAUGGCGUAAAGCCGAUCACACCGCAAGAAAUCACCGAAGCGAUGCGUCGACAUCGUCAGAUGGCGAUGCGAAGUUCGGGUCGCUAUAGAAACGCGCUCAAUUUUAAACCACCCUACCUAGCAAUGUAAACAUGCCACACUGAACACCUUUUUUAUAACGAAUUAAAUUACAAAUAAGUUUAUUACUGUUUAAAUAAAAAGACAAAGUUAUUCCCCAUCCA